Leptopilina heterotoma is the source of this 1590-nucleotide messenger RNA. RefSeq lists its product as uncharacterized. The record is from RefSeq and is a predicted model, not a curated record. The coding region runs from base 1 to 1590 and encodes 529 amino acids. The transcript has a single exon. Lineage: Eukaryota; Metazoa; Arthropoda; Insecta; Hymenoptera; Figitidae.
AUGAGUUUCGACACGGGAGGGGUGUUUAAUCCCCCCCUUCCCCCUCAAACGGAACAAAUGGAGGUGGUUUCUGCAGCAGAAAGCCUCCUGAGUAUCCAGAAUUCGUUUUCUUCAAGUCAAGAAGACCUAAAUCCAGAAUCAAAGAGACAACGUCACAAUCACAGUCACAAUGACCAACACUCUGACACACACAUCCCAAAACAAAUAGUUGAUAAACAAAAAACGAAAACAACUACACCUCCUGGAGACAACCAAAGUGACACACAAACAAAAUCUCCCCUUUACUAUGACAAUUCCUUGAAAUCUAAUUGCACUAUCUUUAUCCAACGCGAUCCAAAAUCACCUGAUGCUAAAAAAGACCUAAAUAACAUGUCGAUAGGUCGCAUUUUACACUCCACUUUUCCGGGUAAGAUUGUCGAUAUUAACCGUAGCGGUUUUGGUAAAGUUAGAGUCGUAUUAAAUUCAGGCAAAGCUGCCAAUCAACUUCUUAAAGAUAAAUCGCUUUCAACAAAAGGACUAAUUGCUAUAGUCCCUGCUAACUUUGUGUCUUGCCAAGGUGUCAUGAGUAAUGUUCCUGUGGACAUUACAAUUGAUGAAAUCCUUGCAAAUACUGAAAUUGUAGGUCCUCAUGUGAGAGACAUAAAAAUCAUUAACGCCCGUCGUAUGAACAGAAAAACGCUUGACGGAAAAGAUAAUUCUGUCAAAUAUGUACCAACCACAACCGUGCUCCUCACUUUUUCAGGCACAAUUCUUCCGCAAAGAGUAGCGAUUUACAAGGGAUCAAGUCAGAUUCGCCCUUAUAUCCCCGAUCCACGCAUGUGCUCAAAAUGUAGCAGAUUUGGACAUAUUGCCAAAUUCUGCAGAUCAAAACCUCGUUGUCAAUCCUGCACAUUGGAGGUCAUUCACGACAUCAAUAACAUUUGCACAGGUCCUAAAGAUACACCUGAGUGCCUUAACUGUCACGGAAAACAUAUGAGCUCCUCAAAAGAUUGUCCAGAAUUUAUUUUUCAAAAGAAAGUCCGCGCUUAUGCCACGAUUCAUAAAACUUCUUUCAACGAAGCCAAAUCAAUUCUCCGCCCAUCCAAUCACCAAACUUCUAAACAAGCGUUCAAUUUUUCUGACUUCCCCGAAUUAGGUGAGGCUCCUACUCCCACUUUUAGCACGUCUCAAAACGCCUCUCGAUAUCUUUUCUCGGAAGCAACAAAUGUUACCUCCCAUCAUUCUGGAAGCUCAAAAAAUGCGUCACUCAGCCUACAUCAAAAGCCAACACAAUCGCGUAAAAGAUCUGUUCACAACUCUUUCUAUGCAACUCACUGGAACAAUGGAAGGAGUGAUAACAUCUUUUCUAAUGGCUCUGCCUUGUCUGCUCCAUCACCAUCAGAUUUUUCCUCAUCUUCCACUACUUCGUCACCUCCAAAUGUAGAUCCUCUUUCAACAUUCCUUACCUGGCUGAAUAACCAGGUCGCACAAAUUUCUUCUACCUCCUCUCCGGAUAUAGUAAAACAAAAACAGGAUAAACUUUCUGAAAUCAUUGAAAGUUUACGGUCCCUUUUCGAUUCUGGUCCUUCCGUUAAUGGCCAAUCUAAGUAA